AUGGAUCUCGUGCUGAACGUUGCCGACCACUAUGUCCUCACCCCCUACGUGUACCCGUUGUCAUGGCCCGAGGACACAGCGCUGCGCCAGAUCAUUAGCCUGUUGGUAGUCACCAACCUGGGGAUCGCGGUCCUCUACCUGGGCCUUGGCUGGCUGAGCUACCAAUUCAUCUUUGACCACAACCUCAUGAAACAUCCACAGUUUCUAAAGAACCAGGUGUGGCGGGAGAUCAGACAUGCCAUGACCUCGCUACCCAUUAUUAGUAUCCCCACCGUGGCGUUAUUUUUCAUUGAGGUCAAAGGAUACAGUAAGCUCUAUGACAACGUUGAAGAAUCUCCCAUGGACUGGCCCUUUUUGCUUCUCAGCAUGAUUUCCUUUGUGUUAUUCACGGAUGGGUGCAUCUAUUGGAUUCAUCGGUUUCUUCACCACAGAUGUAUUUACAAGCACUUCCACAAGAAGCAUCAUGUGCUGAAGAUCCCCACGCCGUUCGCCAGCCACGCCUUCCACCCGCUGGAUGGCUUCCUGUCGAGCAUGCCCUACCAUGUCUACCCCUUCCUCUUCCCCCUGCACAAGGUGCUCUACCUGGUCCUCUACAUCUUUGUCAACAUCUGGACCGUGUCUAUCCACGACGGCGACUACCGCAUGCCCGGUCCACUGCAGGAGGUGGUCAACGGGGCGGCUCACCACACGGACCACCACCUCUUCUUCAACGUCAACUACGGCCAGUACUUCACCUUGUGGGACCGCAUUGGUGGGUCUUACCAAAACCCCUCGGUUCUCGAAGGGAAGGGCCCCCUCGACUGCAUUCGUAGACUGACGGCCGAGGGGAAGAUUAGCUCUAAUGGGGCUAAUGCCAAUGGGCAUGAUAAUGAAAGCGGUACAAAGAGCAAGGAGGAGUAG
Messenger RNA from Salvelinus namaycush (lake trout), 900 nucleotides. Its product is annotated as lathosterol oxidase-like. Bases 1 to 900 code for a protein of 299 amino acids. Gene Ontology annotation, molecular function: oxidoreductase activity; iron ion binding. The transcript is spliced from 4 exons. Lineage: Eukaryota; Metazoa; Chordata; Actinopteri; Salmoniformes; Salmonidae. The record is from RefSeq and is a predicted model, not a curated record.